GGAAGAACAAUGUCAAGGUGCUUGCCAUUUCCUCCGCCUGGUUAUGUUUGGCAUGGAGUGGAAGGAGAGGCCUUGAUUCAGUUGCUAAUCAAGACAAGAGACGAGAAACAAAAGCAAAGAGAGAAGAGGAGGAGGAAGAGGAAGCAACACGAGUGGAAGAAAAGGAGGUUGUCUGUUGUAAUUGAUCCCCUGGAUGAUUGUUCUGACAAUGGCAACUACGUCAAGAUGAAGAAGAAAAUCAGUUCGCAAUGUUUUAAUUAGAUUAAAACGUGAUCAUGAAGCAUUGAAAUACAAGUGUGGUGAUUAAGAGUUGCGAC
Molecule: messenger RNA, 317 nt
Organism: Linum tenue
Lineage: Eukaryota; Viridiplantae; Streptophyta; Magnoliopsida; Malpighiales; Linaceae
Source: the annotation of a GenBank genome assembly